AUGACUCAGGACAACCCCAAAGCUUCAGAACACCUACCGAGUGGGUCACUGCAAACUUUUGUUCGUAAUGGAAUAGAAAUUGAAAUACAACCAUAUCGAGAGGAGUCCGCCAAUGGCGAUAGCCAGCAACAGGAGACUGCAAAACACUCACCAAUAGACAAGAAAGAGAGUUCACCACUUGAUGAAACCUUGGAAUCUACAAUCCUCUCUGAGAUCCAGCAGGGUCAGUAUAUAUGCCUUGUUUGCACUGGUGAAAUUGAUCAAGACUCAACAAUAUGGAGCUGUCAAGAAUGUUUUCGAGUUUACGACUUGGAGUGUAUCAAAGAUUGGGCAUUACGCGGGUCAUCUACAAACAAAACAAACAGAACCUGGAGAUGCCCUGCAUGCAACCAUGAAUCAAAAACACUUCCCAAGAAGUUCACAUGUUGGUGUGGCAAAGUGAAAAAUCCUGACAAGAACCCUUUGAUGCCUUUUAGUUGUGGCAAUUUGUGCAACUUCAAAUACCCAAGCUGUAUUCAUAAGUGUUUGAAUACAUGUCAUCCAGGUAAACACCCGGUUUGUGGUGCAUCUGGUCCUGUUAUGAAGUGCCAUUGUGGAAAGGAAAAGAAACAAUUGCCCUGUAUAAUUACACCUUAUAAGAAAGGCUGGAAAUGUGAUCAUCCAUGUGGUAAAUUUGUGUGUGAUUUAAAUCAUAAGUGUACUAAAGGCUGCCAUGGUGGUUCUUGUGGUAAAUGCCAAAAGAAGGUUGAGUACAAGUGUUAUUGUGGUGACAUUAAAUUGAAAACAAAGUGUUCCAAGCGCAAGCCCGUGGAAUGUGUAAACUAUCAGGGUGAGAAAUGGAUUGGGGGUGGGUCUUGUGGUAAGGUGAAGAAGUACUAUUACUCUUGUGGAGAACAUUAUGAAACAUUCACCUGUCAGCCGCCGCCAAGAAUGGAUCACGCUAAAUGCAAAUACUCACCGGACGUCAUUUCAACUUGUUAUUGUGGGAGUAUUCAAGUUGACUCUUCAAAUAGGACAAAAUGUACCGAUCCCGUGGUUGAAUGUGACAACGUUUGUGACAAAUUGUUGCCGUGCGGUUGUCGUUGCCAAUUCAAAUGUCACUCAGGUCCCUGUGAAUGCACAUCGAUAUUUGAUAUUACAUGUGAAUGUGGCCAUGAAAAGUUUAGCGCCCCUUGUCAGUUUUUUCAACUGGGUAUUAAAAUCAAAUGUCAUCACAAAUGCUCAGUUUUAUUGAGCUGUCGAAAACAUUAUCAUCGUGCUGAAUGUUGUCCAUAUGAACAAGUAGCUUUGGAAAGAGAACGGGCUAAGAAGAAAGCAGUAAGAAACAAUUUGCGUCGUACUCUACGUGAUGACAUCAUGUCAAUUGAAGCUGUACACAUUUGCACACAAACAUGUAAUCGAUUGAAAUUGUGUGGACAACAUCAAUGUCAAGCUAUGUGCCAUAGUGGUCCAUGUGAAGUAUGUUUGGAGUCAACAAAUGAAGAUUUGGUUUGUAAUUGUGGCAAAACUGUGAUCCCUGCACCAGUGAGAUGUGGCACUGAGUUGGUAUGCCACGAACAGUGCACCAGACCAACAACAUGUGGUCAUCGCCCCGAACCCCAUGAAUGCCACAAUGAUGAUGUGUCGUGCCCCAAGUGUACCGUGUUGGUGAAAAAGAGAUGUGAUUGUGGAGCUAGGCUGGAUAUACCAGUUUUGUGCUCUCAAGAACGUGUCAGUUGUGGGAAAAUGUGUUUGGUGUCGAAGAAAUGUGGACAUCCAUGCUUACGUACAUGUUCAGCAAAAUGCACUCAAGAUGAUGAUCAUGUUUCUGCCAAUCAGUGUUUGGUGAAGUGUCAAAAAGUGAGAAAGAAUUGUCCACAUUUAUGCAAAUUGAAAUGUCAUUUUGAUAAAGUGGGCAAAAGCAAGAGCUGCGACGCAGUUGAAUGUAACGAAUCGGUCACAAUUCAAUGUGAAUGCGGCAACUUGAAAAAGACUGUGCCCUGUGGUGCAUCCCUCAAUAAUCUAACUACAAUUGGAACCAUAUUGGAAUGUAAUGAAUCUUGUACUGCAGCGAAACGUGAUGCAAAAUUACGUGAAGCUUUUGCUGUUGAUGUACCUGAAGACGAAAAAAUAAUCUAUAACGAUUAUGUCUUGAACACAUUUGCCAAACAGUCCAAAUGGUGUACACGAAUUGAAAACAUCAUCCGUACGUUUCUUGAAGAUUACAAUUACCAAAUCAGUCAAGGAAUUGAAUCACCCAAGAAAUCAUACCAUUUCCCACCAAUGACAUCACCACAACGACAAUUUAUUCAUGAAUUGGCUCAAUCUUAUAAUCUAUAUACUGAAUCACAAGAUCAAGAGCCGAAACGAUCGGUUUUUAUCGUCAUUACUCGAUUAACAUUUGUUCCUGCAUCAACGAUACAAAAUUGUCUAGAUUUGACUCAAUUGAAACAAAAGCAACAAUUGCAAAUUGAAUCAAUGACUCAACAACAAAUUGAUGAUGCGUUGUUUAAUGCGAUAAUCAUUCAAGAUACAUUUUUCGGUGUCACUAAAGACGACUUGCAAAAUUCAUUGGCCAAAUACCACCAAAUCGGCAGCAAAGAUGAUGAAGAUGCAGGAGAAGGAGGAGAUGGAGGAGACGGGAGUGGUGGAUUUACAAUAUCGUGGCUAAAAGAAUCAACAUUCAUCCUAUAUGACACAACCUGGUUUCAAAAAAUGGAUCGAGAGUUUGAAUCAUUAUUGGAGGAAUUGUGCACCAUGUUUCGCAAAACCUUACGACAAAAUUCGUUGGCAUUUGAUUGUAAGUUAUGCUUGAUUGAUCCUAGUGUUAGUUUUGUGAUGAAAAUUGAUCGAAGGAAACGGGUUGAUGGAGAUAUGAACGGGGAAGGUUUGGGCAAGAAGAAUGAGAGUAAGAAUAGUUUUGAUGUUUUACAACUGGAUGAGUUGGUGAUUGGAGGUUAG
Molecule: messenger RNA, 2940 nt
Organism: Lodderomyces parapsilosis
Lineage: Eukaryota; Fungi; Ascomycota; Pichiomycetes; Serinales; Debaryomycetaceae
Exons: 1
Coding region: 1-2940 (979 amino acids)
Biological process (GO): negative regulation of transcription by RNA polymerase II
Cellular component (GO): nucleus
Molecular function (GO): DNA-binding transcription factor activity, RNA polymerase II-specific; RNA polymerase II transcription regulatory region sequence-specific DNA binding; zinc ion binding
Source: RefSeq, a predicted model, not a curated record